Amphibalanus amphitrite is the source of this 1575-nucleotide messenger RNA. Its product is annotated as guanylate cyclase 32E-like. The transcript is spliced from 12 exons. The annotation marks the transcript as partial. NCBI's taxonomy places the organism in Eukaryota, Metazoa, Arthropoda, Thecostraca, Balanomorpha, Balanidae. The record is from RefSeq and is a predicted model, not a curated record.
AUGGAGCGGAAGCUUUUACACGGUCUCUCAAGAGGCCGCGGCCUGAUAUUCAGACAGCAGAAAGAUGGAGCGGCUGAGACAAUCUCUGAGCAGAAAACGAAAAAGCAGAGGAAGGACAUGAAACAAUGCUCUGACCCGCGCGUCUCAGACAAGGAGACCUACCCGACGACGGCGCGCACCCGUCCGCCGUCCACCAAGAUCUCCAAGUCGGUGGUGUCUCUGCUGCUGCGGUUCGGCUGGGACCGCAUCGUCAUGGUGCGCUCCACGAAGAAGGAGUGGAGCAUGAUCGCCGACGCGAUCAGGGAUCUGGCACUAGCCCACGGAGUGGACGUUCAUAAGUCUCACAACAUCGGAAACUACCUCUCCUUCUCACACAAGGACACGCUGAAUGAAAUCGCUCGGACCCGGGAGAGCACUCGAGUGUACGUUUUCGUUGGCGAACAUAUUCUCCUGGUGGACUUUGUGGAACAUAUGUACGUCUCCGGCUACUUGUCCACUGGAAAAUACGCCAUCAUAGCAGUGGAUGAGGAAAUCUACGUACCUGAUGUCAACCCUGAGUGGUACAUGGUAAAAGGCUAUGCCAACCCGCUGAGAGACAAUCGGACAUUGGACAAAGAGGCGCUGAAAAAUAUCUACGAGCCUUGGAGAAGUGUGCUCAAACUAACUCCAAGCCAUCCCACCAGAGCAGACUACAAAGAAAUCAUGAACAAAAUAAAGAAUGCGUCACGGGAGGACCCAUUCAACGUUCCAAUUCACCCGACCAUUCUGAAAUCAAUGAAGGUACCUGUAUCGGCCGCGCAUGCCUACGACGCUGUCCUCAUGUACGCCCGAGCUGUCACUGAAGUGCUCGCCGCCAAAGACGACCCCACCAACGGCACGGCGGUGCUGCAGAGGAUACGCGGCCACAACUUCAUGUCGCUACGCGGAUACACGGUUCAUGUGGAUGAAAACGGCGACGCCGAGGGAAACUACUCGGUGGUGUCGCUGCUGCCAGAUGAAUCUGGUAACAGCACCCUGCCCUACCGGAUGUUGCCAGUUGGCUAUUUUUCUACCAAGGACGGUCAGAACACGUCUUCCGGGCCGGCCAGCGAUCUUCCGGAGUUCCGCUACCUGAACCCCAGUCAGGGCAUCCAGUGGGUGCUGGGCCACCCUCCCGAGGCGCACCCACCGUGCGGCUUCGACGGCAAGCGGUGCUCCAUCGACCCGGACCCCAUGACCAUAGUCCUGCUGACUCUGGCCGUGUGCGUCGUCCUGGUGGCAGCCAUCUUCGCCUUCAGGCACUACCGUCACGAACUGAAGCUGGCGUGUCUUCUGUGGAAAAUCGAUCUGAGAAGCGUGCAGCUGCUGGAAGCUAACAGCAAUGACAACUUCGGAGGACAGCAAUUCAAGCCGGCGACAGGGUGCAUUCACCAGCGCGCUGGAAAUGAUGCCAGAGAGGAGGCGCGCUCAGGAACUGAUGCCACCUAUUGCAGGAUUGGCAUAUACAAGGGAACUAUUGUGGCUGUCAAGUUCAUCAACAAGAAAAGUGUCGAUCUGACCAGGAGCAUUAGGAAAGAGCUCAAGCUGGUAAGUCGC